Adineta ricciae is the source of this 2091-nucleotide messenger RNA. The record is from the annotation of a GenBank genome assembly. NCBI's taxonomy places the organism in Eukaryota, Metazoa, Rotifera, Eurotatoria, Adinetida, Adinetidae.
AUGGUUUUGGAGAAACUCUCAGACUUUGGUCUUCGUUGCAACAUGGAAAAAUGUUCGUUCUUCAAGGAAGAGGUAACUUAUCUUGGGUAUAUUAUCAGUUCAAAUGGUAAACAACCAGAUUCCACGCGUGUUGAAGCAAUUCAAAAGUUACCUGUACCGACAGAUGUCAAACAAGUAGAGGCUUUCAUUGGCAAAGUAAACUACUAUGGAAAGUUUAUUCCGAACUUCUCCACCCUCUGCAAUCCAUUAAAUCGGUUGAGACAAAACAAUGUGAAAUGGAAUUGGGACGCGUCAUGCCAAAAAGCUUUCGACGCGUUAAAAAAGCAACUCUCGGAAACAACAAUGUUGGUGCACUUCGACCAACAACUACCGUUGAUACUCGCAACCGACGCAUCAAGCUAUGGAAUCGGAGCAGUUUUAAUGCAUCGUUAUCCAGAUGGGACCGAAAAGCCAAUCGCACACGCAUCGAAAACGCUCAAUUCAGCAGAACGUAACUAUAGCCAGAUUGAGAAAGAAGCUCUUUCCAUCGUGUAUGGAAUAAAAAAAUUUCAUCAGUACUUGGCUGCGAAAUUCUUUGAAUUAGUUACGGACCAUAGACCUUUGCUGGCCAUUUUCAAUCCAGCAAAAGGCAUCUCGGGAACAACAGCGAAUCGGCUUCAGCGAUGGUCGUUGGCACUUAUGGGAUACAACUAUGUAAUCAAGUACAAGCCGACACUGCAGCACGGAAAUGCUGAUGGUCUAUCGCGACUCCCCGCUGGUGAGGACAAGUCGUUCGUAGACGAAGAAUCGAUUCAGGUGAAUCGUAUCCAAGCACAAAUUGUGGAAGAAGGCUUAAUCGAUUCGAACAGAAUUCAAAUGGCCAUCGACACAGAUGAUCAUCUACAAGUAAUCAAGAAAUAUAUAAUGAACAAAUGGCCUAACUCGAUGUCACAGAAAAGUGAUCCUGAUCUUUUCCCGUAUUUUAGCGUUCGGAAAGCAUUAUCAGUAGCACAUGGCUGCAUACUGAAAGAUGUACAAGUGGUCAUACCCAAGUCUUUGCGCUUUCGAGUUUUACAAAUGCUGCAUCGGGGACAUUUAGGGGUAGUGAAAAUGAAACAGCUGGCCCGUGCCCAUUGCUGGUGGCCAAAAAUGGAACUGGAUAUUGAAAACAUGACCAAGUCAUGUAAGAUAUGUGCUAUGAUAGCAGCAAAACCAAAAGAAGAUUUCAAGCCAUGGCCAGAACCUGAGCUUGUAUGGUCUCGCGUACACAUGGAUUUUCUGGGACCAUUAUGGAAUUCAAAAUGGUUAGUUAUGGUCGACGCAAAAUCCAAAUUUCCGUUCGUGGCAGACAUGGGACAUGAUACAAGCGCCAAGAAUCUAUGCAAUGUUCUCGAACAAGCCAUUGAUUGGUUGGGCCCGCCGACAACAUUGGUAUCAGACAACGGACCACCGUUUACGAGCUUCGAAAUGAAAGAAUUUUACAAGCAAUACGGCAUCGAGCACAUCACAACACCGCCAUAUCACCCACCAAGCAACGGCAUUGCCGAAAGAUUCGUUAGAUCUUUCAAGGAAGGAAUGAUCAUGCAACAAGAGUCAGGUCAAACAAAUAAGUCAGUUGCAUUGAGAAAUGUCUUGCGUAGUUAUCGCUGGACACCGCAUACUACUACUGGCACCGCUCCAGCAGAAGCACUCUUUCGAAGACCAAUUCGAACGGAACUGGCAAGAUUACAUCCAAGUUUGGCAAAACCACAAACCAGAAAAUCAAGCAAAUAUAAAAUUGGACAAGAAAUUUGGGCAAGGAAUCAUCAACGCAAUAAACGUAUCGAUUGGAUUCCUGGUGUUAUUACACAACAAGUAGGUUCAAUGAUGUAUCGGAUCGAAUUAGGAAAUGGACAAACAUGCGUACGUCACCAAAACCAACUUCGAUUCCGUCAAGAAUCGGACAUUCAAGAUGAUCUGGAAGAUCUAACAGAAAAUUUGUUGAACCGAAAUAAACCAACAGUAACACCUGUGGUACAACACACACCGCAGCAGGCACGACAGCACACACCGCAACAAUCACCUCGAUAUCCACAGCGACAACGGCGACCACCUGACCGGUAUUCACCGUAG